AUGCGAAAGUUGGAAUGGGACGACAUGGGAGUGAAGGUUAAUGGUCAGCAGCUACACCAUUUGCGCUUUGCUGAUGACGUCGUACUGAUAACACUUAGCAUCAGCCAAGCGGAACGAAUGCUGACCGAAUUCGACGAAACAUGUGGAUGCAUCGGUCUUCAGCUGAAUCUACAAAAGACGAUGUUCAUGCGAAACGGAUGGAUCUCGAAUGCCCCAUUCACGCUCAACGAAACGAACAUAUCCGAAUGCACCAGCUACGUUUAUCUGGGCCGAGGACUGAACAUGAUGAACGACCUGACCCCCGAGCUGGGCAGGAGGAGAAGAGCGGCUUGGGGAGUGUACAAGAGCAUCGAGGAUGUAGUGAAGAAUACCAGGAACACCUGGCUCCGUGCUCACCUUUUCAACACCACCGUACUUCCAGCUUUGACUUAUGCUUCGGAAACCUGGGUAUUUCGUAAGCAGGAAGAAAACGCGGUGAGCGUCAUUGAACGCGCAAUUGAGAGAAUGAUGCUAGGAGUAUCCCGUUUCACGCAAGUGAGGGACGAGAUUCAAAGUUCUCUCCUACGUCAGCGAUCGAAGAUUGCUUGCCGUUAG
This is a messenger RNA of Necator americanus (New World hookworm), 594 nucleotides long. RefSeq lists its product as uncharacterized. The record is from RefSeq and is a predicted model, not a curated record. NCBI's taxonomy places the organism in Eukaryota, Metazoa, Nematoda, Chromadorea, Rhabditida, Ancylostomatidae. The transcript has a single exon. The coding region runs from base 1 to 594 and encodes 197 amino acids.